Molecule: messenger RNA, 1191 nt
Organism: Tinamus guttatus (white-throated tinamou)
Lineage: Eukaryota; Metazoa; Chordata; Aves; Tinamiformes; Tinamidae
Source: RefSeq, a predicted model, not a curated record
AUGCUGGUCCUGGGCAGCCCUCGCACAGGGGCUGCUCUUUGCCUGCUCCCUCCGCAGCGCCUGGGCAGCCACAUCUCCCCUUUCCAAGGAAGGUGGAUGAGGGUCCCGGCGACUUACGGGACCACCUGGACAGAGGCACCGGCUCCCACAGGCUGCGCGGAUGUGUUGGGGGCUCACGGGCCGUAUCGGGGGACAGCAGGACACGGCUCGGCCCCGGGGCCCUGCGAGCACGAGGGCCACGGGACCCCCUUUCACUGCGGCCGCAUCGUCCUCCCUAGGGAGCAGACCCGGUUAAAGGCCGACGUGAUCGAGGCGGACACCGAGGAGUGGCAGAAAGAGCCGGGCUUUGCUGGACUGCAGAGGGUGGGAGGCGUGGACUUGUCCUACGUCAAAGGGGAUGACACCAGCGCCUGCGCGUCCCUGGUGGUCCUCAGCUACCCUGACCUGAAGGUGCUGUACGAGGAUUGCUGGAUGGUUGCUGUGACAGCCCCGUACAUAGCAGGAUUCUUAGCCUUCCGAGAGGUCCGUUUCCUGGUGGAAGCAAUUCAGAGACUUCAGCAGAGAAAGCCCGGGCUCAGACCGCAGGUGCUGCUUGUAGAUGGGAAUGGCCUGCUCCAUCCUAGAGGAUUUGGUGUGGCCUGUCACUUGGGGGUCCUGACAGAUCUACCGUGCAUUGGAGUGGCCAAGAACCUCCUGGAAGUGGACGGCUUGGCCAGGGAUGAGCUGCACAAAGAGCAGAUUCUUUCCCUGAAGACGGAAGGAGAUGCAUUCCCCUUGACUGGCACUUCAGGGAAUGUCCUGGGCAUGGUCCUGCGUAGCUGCCGCAUCAGCACUAAGCCCGUUUAUGUCUCUGUGGGCCAUAGGGUGUCCCUGGAGACAGCCGUGCGUCUCGUCAAGGCCUGCUGCAAGUACCGGAUCCCGGAGCCCAUCCGACAGGCUGAUAUUAGAUCGAGGAGGUAUAUUCAGAAGCAUCUGCAUUCAUCGCCAGAGGUCACACCUUCUGCGCCAAAGAGGUAGGUGUGUGGGCAGCCCAAGCAAUUGCCUGUCCACAGAGGAUCUGCUCAUGUAAUGAUCUCCAGUAAUGGCAUUAAAGGGACGGCCAGGGUAACAAGGUGAGCUCAAGUGACAUCAGGGCACAUGCUGCCUCCCUAAGGGGUGAUUUCUGGUGAUGGUAGCCAUGCCGCUCCACGC